AUGCAAGCACUCCCACCCAUUUCUGAGAACAGUGUAGGCAGUCUGAUAACUCACAGGCUUCAAGCUGCCCUUAUAAAGUUGUUCCACUUUUGCAUACUUCCUCAUACUGCUCGAUUCUCAGUGAAGAUGAAGCUCCUCGUUUUCACAGUCUUGCUGAAGACAACUCUCCUUGCUUUCACAAAUGUCUCUGCAGUUGUUUUAGAAGAUGAAGAGAAUGCUAAAGAAGCAAAAGUUACAGAGACUUGUCCUAUAAAGCUCAAAACUAAUCGGAAAUGUGAUGAAGGAGAGGAUUGUCCUUAUCAGAUAAAUCUGCCUCCGAUGACCAUCCAGUUACCCAAAGAAUUCAGACUGCUUGAGAAGACUCUCAAAGAAGUACAGAACCUUAAAGAAGCAGUAAACAAGCUGAAGAAAUGCUGCCAAGAUUGCAAGCUGCAGGCAGAUGACAACCAAGAAAGAGACAGUAGUAAUGAAUUCCUGCUACCUAAUGCAGAAACUCCAGCAGCAAACAGUGAAAUCCCAGAUAACAGAGUAAAGGAACUGCAAAGCAAAGUUAACAGAAUGGCAACCAGCUUAAAAAAUGCAAAGAGUCAGAUUCAGACACUGCAGGGUCGUUUAGAGAGAUUGAGCCUCAUAAAUAUGAACAAUGUAGAACAUUAUGUUGACAGUAAGGUUGCAAAUUUAACGUUUGCUGUGAACAACCUGGAUAACAAAUGUUCUUCUAAGUGUCCAGCAAUGCAAUCAAGACCUGUUAUACAAAUAAUGCAGAGAGACUGUGCUGACCAUUACACAGCAGGUAAAAGGAGUAAUGGAAUCUACAGGAUUAGUCCUGACCCCAGAAAUGAGAGCUUUGAAGUUUACUGCGACAUGCAAACAAAUGGAGGUGGCUGGACAGUGCUGCAGCGGCGUCAGGAUGGCAGCACUAACUUCAACAGAACCUGGAAUGACUACAAAAAUGGCUUUGGAAACCUCAGCAGGGAGUUUUGGCUGGGGAAUGACAGAAUUCACCUCCUGACAAAGAGCCAAGAAAUGCAACUGCGAAUUGAUCUCGAAGACUUCAAUGGAAUCAGAGAGUAUGCGAAAUACGAACACUUCUACGUGGCCAACGAGUACCUGAAGUACCGCCUAAGCGUUCACGGCUACAGCGGCACAGCAGGAGACGCCCUUCACUACAGCAAACAUUACAACCAUGACCAAAAGUUCUUUACAACUCCAGACAAGGACAACGACAGGUAUCCUUCAGGAAACUGCGGCGCCUACUACAGCUCUGGCUGGUGGUUUGAUGCCUGCUUGUCAGCCAACCUCAAUGGCAAGUACUACCACAAGAAAUACAAAGGUGUUCGCAACGGCAUCUUCUGGGGUACAUGGCAUGGUAUUUCUGAUGAUAUUCCCACUGGAUAUAGGCAAGCCUUUAAAUCAGUAAAAAUCAUGAUCAGACCCAAAAGUUUUGUCUAAUGAUUUUUGUGCAGUUACAUUUCUCUUAACUAGUUUGCAUUGGAUUGCACUCAACAUCGUACUUACUCAGUAUUAUACUCAGAAUUCAAGUAUUCAGUUAUGUUUGGCAUAAAAUUGUUCUAGACAAAGCAACAUACUUCCACAUAACUUUUUAGAGACAGUUUGACCCAUAUAAUAUAUUAAAACCAGCAUGAAAGUAUCUGAAUAGUUAUUGCUAAAAUUUAACACCAGAUAAGUCUUGGUAUCAUUAUGUAAAUAUUCUAAACAUUGCUUUUGGUGCUUUUACUGACUGUGAUAUAUCACAUUCUAUGAUUUAAAACUUUUCAAUGGUCUUCCACAUAUUGUGUCUGAAUGAAUACCUACAUUUUAACCCAAUUUAACACAAUUCAUAGGUAUAAUUAAUAACAUAUAAAUUUGUCAACGCUUAGAAUAAAAACCAGUGUCUCUGGAGCAGCCUUUUUCUAUCAUCUAUCCUUUACAACUUCAAAGGUAUACCAUGGCAAUAUCAAUAUAAAUUAGGAAAAGUACUACAAAUUAUUAUUUUUAAAGGACUAGAAAAAUAGAGGGCCACAUAGUUUGCCCAAAUACAUGAAAAAAGACUUGGAGAAAACUUAGAAAAUGAAGAUGAUUCCUCAAAUCUCAUCCUCUUUAUCAAAGCUUUUUCAAAGAAGUUGGUGGAAGAAUUGAAUAAAAGCAGUGGAAAUAACUAUAGAAUCACCGAAUCGUUUAAUUUGGAAAAGAUCUUUAAGAUCAUCAAGUUCAACUGUUAAUAUAGAACUGCCAAGUCCACCACUAAACCCUGUCCCCAACCCCAAGUGCCACAUCUACACAUGUAGCGAGCACGUAAUGAACGACAACAUUCUUGCUCUUUUUGGUUCCUCCAUUCAAGCUCAAGGCCCUACUUGUUGCUUGUGUGAGGAAGGAGCUAUUGUGUAGCUUACUGCACAUUUAUAUAGGCAGGUAGACAGGUAAGAGAAAGACACAUCAAGAAGAAUCCAUGUCUUUGCAUUAAUGCCUCUAAAUACAUACUAAGUUUCCAGAGCCAUUUUGCUUUCUCCUGAAUCUUUUAGGUAAGCCAAAUGUUACAAGAUGCUCUUGUAGAGACUCAAGCUUUCAUCCUAAUACUUCUCAAUCUAAGUAUCAUUAGGCCCUAAAAUUACAAGAAAUAUUAUAAAUGUUUUGAAAUAUAUAAAAAGACUGUUCUCCCCAUUUCUAGACUACCCCUUUCGUAGCCACAGAAACAUAAAAACCCACUGGCAAUUCUAAGGAAAAAAGAGAAUAUGCAAGGUAAGACUUUUUUUCUAAAAUGUAACAAACGAAAAAAUCAAAUUGUCAAAUACUUCAGGAAUUGCCAUUUAGGGAUACUGUUAUUAAAGCUCACACUGUAGAUAGUGAGCACAAAUUUGACUGUGUAUCUGGGCCAUGUCUCUACAAAUAUAGUGAUCAACAUUCUGAGUGGAGAUGCAAUUUAUCUUAGCAAGAGGCUAUUCCACCAUCUUGCUUAAACAAAUCUUGAGACGCAGAAAAACUACACUAAAACUAUUUCUUUACUAGUUAAAGUGUGGUCAUUGCUGGUAUAGACUUUUUGUUUAAAAGAGACA
This is a messenger RNA of Pipra filicauda (Wire-tailed manakin), 3053 nucleotides long. RefSeq names its product fibrinogen like 2 (gene FGL2). Lineage: Eukaryota; Metazoa; Chordata; Aves; Passeriformes; Pipridae. The transcript has 2 exons. The record is from RefSeq and is a predicted model, not a curated record. Bases 1 to 1452 code for a protein of 483 amino acids.